Prosopis cineraria is the source of this 1204-nucleotide messenger RNA. Its product is annotated as RNA pseudouridine synthase 1. Gene Ontology annotation, molecular function: RNA binding; pseudouridine synthase activity. The coding region runs from base 95 to 1048 and encodes 317 amino acids. The record is from RefSeq and is a predicted model, not a curated record. Lineage: Eukaryota; Viridiplantae; Streptophyta; Magnoliopsida; Fabales; Fabaceae. Gene Ontology annotation, biological process: pseudouridine synthesis. The transcript is spliced from 2 exons.
UAUUCGAUCGGUACUCUUUCAACCCCAAAUCGUCGUCGUCUGCGACCGGGUUCUCGAAAUCAAAAUUGUUCUUUUCCUCAAAUCAACCAUCGCCAUGGUUGACGAAGCUCAUUCCCGAAUUGAUCCUAUAACCCCUCAAAAUUACCCCGUGCCACUGUCCCCUCAGCUGCCCCCCAUUUCAAAGCAAAUUGAGAUUAGGAGGGCCAUGUCUGCUUCUUCAAAAUCCAGCCUCUUUGUUCUUUCAAGAGCGGACAUUCUGUACGAUGACGAAUGGGUCCUUGCUAUCAAUAAGCCUCAGGGUAUUUACAGCGAGAGUGUGCUUUCCUCCGUCGCUUCAGCUCUCGCUCUACCCUCUCCCUCGGAUGGACUCACUGAAGGAAUUAAAAGCAGCUUGCCAGAGCCAGAGCUUCAUCUUGCUAAUCGACUUGACCGUGACACAAGUGGUGUCAUGGUCAUAACAAAGUCCCACAAGGUGGCCGCUAAACUAGUCAAAGCAUUCACUGAUCACAAGGUCAGGAAAACAUAUAUUGCCCUCUGCGUUGGUUCAGCCCCACAUUGGAGAAAGAUCACUGUAAGAUCAGGUCACGGCAGGUCCAAGUUCGGUGCCUGGCGGGUGUAUGCUGCAUCAGAUGUUGGUCGGACGUUGCCAGGUGGGUCAGUAGUCCGAGAUAUGGAAACUUCAUUCGAAGUAUUAUCAAUAAAUGGAAAAGGGAGUUUCAAGGAGGCCUGUGAAUUUUCAAACGAUGAAGGAUCUAUUAUGGUUGUGGAACAAAGAGCUGACAGAAAAGAUGUUAUGGAAGAUGAGAUAUUGGUGAGAGCAUAUCCUCGAAGCGGAAGGACUCAUCAGAUCCGCCUGCACUGCCAAUAUCUUGGAAUUUCUAUAAAAGGGGAUGUGAAAUACGAGGGAGUCCAUGAGUGGCAGGACAAAACUUAUGAUGCCCAUCAACUUCAUGCAGAAAGCAUGUGUUUUGAGCAUCCUGUUAUUGGUAACCGGAUUGUUCUCCUUGCACCCCUGCCGUUGUGGGUCAACCAAGCAUUGCAGCUUUAGGCGGGGGUAUUUUUCGGGCUGGGAAGAUGAUAAUGAUAAUAAUACAUGAUGUUUAAGCAAGUCCUCUCGGCCUCUCAUGAAUGAGGGUUUUUCUUUUAAACAGAAAAAUAGUCUCAUGUCUUUCUAAAAUCAAUGAAUGUAUGAUGUUCUUGUGAA